ACUUCACACACUUUGAAACCUCGCCACUCAGACAGCUCCCAACCACCUUGAACGAUUCGAUUAUCAGUCCCUAUUCCACACAUGGACCACGGCAUUUCUACCACUAGUCUUGCUUCUCCUCGGCCCCAGUACCCGCAUCAGCUCGGGGAAAGCUCAAAAGCGCAAGCCGCACAACAACGGCGUACCGAGCUACAUACGCCAUUCCGGGCCGCCUCAAUGGCGACGCCUUUCUCAGACAUCACAUCGGACAGUAGCGAAGCAUCUCUCGCAAGCGAGCCGGACGAUGGUCGAUACAGCCGUAACCACGAGCGCAAGCUCCUCCCAAUGCUCGACCUCGACCUCGAAAAAGCCGGGACCCCACAAACAAAUAGCUCCGCCGCGUGGCUACAAUGGCGGGCGGAACAAGGACGCGCAGCCCACAUCGCGCGUGGGGAAGCAGCGACAUCUCGCGCCAAUCCGUACGCGGGUCCGGCGCUCGUUGGCCGCGCGCAAGCCCCGUGGGCAGACGCCGGCGUUCGCAUGAACCAUGGAUGGGAGCGCAUGUUCCGUGCGGCGUCCGUGACGAACGACGCACAGGUGCGGAAGAAAUUCGCGGAUGAUAUCGUGAAUACAGGAAAAUGGGAAGAAGGGACGAGCGAGGUUCUAGCGCUCGCGGGCAUGCUCGUCGAGCGCGCUGCGGAAGGCGACGCGCAGGGCUUCGUAUCUGUGGCUCCUUUCGCACGGAACCUGCACGAGUCGUUCAAGCGCAAGAACGGAGCUGUUGCAGCUGAGUUCCACGGUCAGCUGAGACGGUGCAUCUGGGAGGAGUUCGAAGCCUGGUGGCAGCCGGGAAAGCCCACGGCAUUGUCCUCAUUUAAAUACAAAGGAAAGCCACAAGCUCUGACUGCAAGCCUCGCAGUCGCGACUCUCAUCGGUGACCUCUUCACCGUCAACCUGGUUCCCCCCGAAACGGUAAUCCUCUGUCUGCAAGUCCUCAUAGGCAACAUGUUUGCGGUGGAGCAGGCUCGUGCUGUGCGCGCUAUGCUUUCCCGUGUCGACGCUCGCCUGAAAGAUGCAGAUCCGGCAGCGGUUGAUACAGUCCUUGCGGCUUUCUGUGUCAAUGUCGACCACGUCAAGACGAGCUUCAUUGGGGAGUUCAAGGACACAGAUGUCAAAGCUCAAUACGACGACGUGGAGACCAUCUACAAGCGAUGGGACAGAGUCAGGGAGAUGUACACGCAAGGACACUCCGUUGCGUACCCAUCGGUCUCCGAGACCGACGAUACUCCCGUACAACCUUCGUUCCCCACCCUCACCCCUACGGCCAUCUGGCAGCCCGCGCCACGGAACACGCCGGUGAUCAGUUAUAGAGUACCGGCGCAGAAUCCGCCCGCAUGAGCGCCAUUGCUAUCGUACGACCCUGCUAGUCUGCACAUCCCUUCCUUGUCUCCGUGUAGCAUUGCAUAGC
Molecule: messenger RNA, 1447 nt
Organism: Dichomitus squalens LYAD-421 SS1
Lineage: Eukaryota; Fungi; Basidiomycota; Agaricomycetes; Polyporales; Polyporaceae
Exons: 3
Coding region: 217-1377 (386 amino acids)
Source: RefSeq, a predicted model, not a curated record